Molecule: messenger RNA, 2748 nt
Organism: Phaedon cochleariae (mustard beetle)
Lineage: Eukaryota; Metazoa; Arthropoda; Insecta; Coleoptera; Chrysomelidae
Source: the annotation of a GenBank genome assembly
AUGAAGAUGAAGGGGGACUCGAGGGAUAAGCCCCAAAAAAAGAAUUCGAAAGUAGACAUAGACGAUGAUUUCCUUGAAUAUGAAGAACCCAAAAAAUGGUUUGAUGAGAUUCAAGAAGACCCAAAAACAUUUGAAAAGUGCACAGAACAAGUAUUGAUUGAUCUAAAAGAUGAAGCAAAAAAGUGUCAUGAUUCUGAAACUGCUAAUUACAAUCUAAAAAAUUCUAAAACAAAUCGAGAUUAUCAGUGGAUGAAAACUGUUAUGACUAAAGGUACAGUUUCUGAUAAGAUAGCUGCACACACAGUUUUAAUUCAGGAGAAUCCAAUAUGUAAUUUAGAAACAAUCAGGAAUAUGAUUGGAAUGGUGAAAGUAGGCAAAAAGAAGGAAUGUGUUAAAGUCAUGGAAACCCUGACCGAACUCUUCACCAACGACCUCCUGAGACCCGGCAAAAGACUCUCGCCCUUCCACCAGCGCCCCCUGUCCCUUUUGACGGAACUGUCGUCGGGCAACGCGGUGAGCAGACGCAAACUGCUCGCCGCCUGGUACUUCGAAGAUCAGCUGAAAGAGGCGUACGCCACUUUCGUGUUGGCCUUGAACGCCGUGGCUCAAGACACGGUCGACAGCAACAAAGAGAAGGCCGUCACCGCCAUGUACAAGUUGUUGGCGGGGAAUCCGGAGCAGGAGAAGAACCUCCUGAAAUACGUUGUAAACAAACUGGGUGACCCCUCGCAAAAGGUCGCCUCCAAGGUGAUGUAUUGCUUGACGCAGCUGCUGUUCCAGCACGCCAACAUGCAACAGGUGGUGCUUGGUGAGAUCGAGCGGCUGAUGUUCAGGGCCAACGUCGCCUCAAGGGCGCAGUACUACAGCCUGUGCUUCCUCUCGCAGUACCAGCUGAGUCACGAGGCGGCAGACGUGGCCAGGAAGCUGGUCGACGUGUAUUUCUCCUUCUUCAAGGCCUGCGUCAAAACGGGAGACGUAGAUAGCCGGAUGAUGUCCGCUCUGCUCACCGGCAUCAACCGGGCGUACCCUUACGCCAAAAUGGAGUACGACCAGGUGUCCCAGCACAUCGACACCAUCUACCGGCUGGUGCAUCUGGCUAACUUCAAUAUCGGCCUGCACGCCCUCACGAUACUCUAUCAGGUGUCGGUUACGGCCAGCAACAAAAUUGCAGACAGGUUUUACGGUGCCUUGUACAGAAAACUUUUUGACCCUAGCCUUCUUACCACAACCCAUCGUGCAAUGUUGUUGAGUCUCAUUUAUAAGGCCCUCCUGAAAGAUAAAGAGAUCGACAGGGUCAAAAUGUUCGUUAAAAGAUUACUGCAAAUUUCUCUCUUCACGCAACCGUGUUUCUCUUGCGGUAUCCUCUUUUUGGUAUCCCAACUGAUGGGAAAGAGGGAACAUCUUCAAGCUCUAAUACUUAGCGAGAGUGACAAAAAAUAUGCAGGAAUUGAUGCAGAUGAAUUAAAGGACGAAAACUUGGAGAUAAAAGAAGAAAUAUUGGAGGACCCCAUAACUCAGGACUCCUCCUCCCCCUCCCAAAUUCUGUCAGACCCCAUCGAAAUAAAGGAAGAAGAAGAGGACGUCAAACCCGACGUGGAUUUAUUAGACGCCGCCAUCAAGGCCGAAAAGAAUCUGAAAAAGGAGAAAGGGCCGGUGGAGGCGUACAACCCUUGGGCGCGCAACCCCCUGUAUGGGGGUGGAAAGUAUGCCGCCUACGUGGAACUGUACGAUCUCGCCAAUCAUUUUCAUCCGACCGUCGCACUGUUCGCCAGGAAUAUUGUCAGAGGCGAGACGAUCAAGUAUGCUGGGGAUCCGCUCAACGAUUUCACCCUCAUCAGGUUUCUGGACAGGUUUGUGUUCAAGAACCCGAGGAAAAUUGAGGAGACGGCAGGCAAAAACCCUAUGUUCGCCAAGAGAAAGUUAUACAGGGCGAAGGGCGUCAAAUCGUUAUCUGUCAAGUCUGCAGGGUAUGCCAAAGAAAAUCCCGAUAACAUUCCGGUGGACGAGCUCUUCGUGCACAUGUACUUGCAAGAAAAGUAUAGAGAGAAGGCCGAGCGGGACGAGGAGGCGGACAGCGAUUUGGAGUCUGUCCAAAGCGAGGAAUUCGAAGAGAUGUUGGACAAGAUGGCCGGCGUCCGAGACGACGAGGAGGAUAUAGAUUAUAUGCGAGAAAUCGGCGACACUCUCCGGAAAAGUGAUGAGAAAAAGAAGAAGAGCAAAGGUAAACGAGAAGAUGAAGAUGGUAGCAUUUCUGAAAAUGAAGAAAUGGACGAGGAAUUGAGUGAUUUUGACCAAGAUAAUGAUGAUGAUGAAUUAUUGGAUGAAGAUGAUGAUGAUGGGAUGGACGAGAUGGAUGAAGAUGACAAAGAGUUACUUGCCGAUUUGAGCAGCGACGACGAUGAAGAAGACAUUGAAUUCAUGGAGGAUGACGAAGAAGAAGUAGAACGAAACAAGAAGAAGAUGAAAAAGUUGCGAAAGGGCGGCAACAAGGACGACAUCAUGUCGCAAUUCGCCGCAGCCGAUGAAUUUGCCGCCCUGCUCGAAGAAGAGGGUAGUUCGAGGGUUAAAUCGGGAACGUCUAGCGCUUUCCUCAACAGGGAUAAUGCCGAUGUUAAACAACUGGCUUGGGAAGACGAUAGAAACAAAUGGUUGAGAGGCUUCGACAGAGCCGUAGGAGGGGGGCACAGGAAAAGAAAAGCCGUGGGGGAUCGCAAAAAAGGAAAAAAUUCAUUCAAAAGAAAAAAAUAG